This is a messenger RNA of Hibiscus syriacus, 1196 nucleotides long. RefSeq names its product protein FANTASTIC FOUR 2-like. The record is from RefSeq and is a predicted model, not a curated record. NCBI's taxonomy places the organism in Eukaryota, Viridiplantae, Streptophyta, Magnoliopsida, Malvales, Malvaceae. The transcript has a single exon. Bases 76 to 1056 code for a protein of 326 amino acids.
UUUUGGUUCUUUGAUUUAAGCUCCCCUGUUUUUUUCUCUGUUUCCCCCCCAGCAUUUUUGUUGUGGAUAAAAAACAUGUCGUCAAGCGUCUGUCAAGGGUUGCAAUCAUGCAUGGACCUACGGCACAUUGAAUCACGUUUUAUGAGACUGAAAUUGGCUCCACAGGAAACGAAUUUCCCAGCCUCAUCCAUUGCUUCUACGGAGCCGAAACCUAUGCCAUUUACCGGAGUAAAAGACGCCAUCGCUUGUACUAACGACUGCAAGCCGAUAGGCAAUCGAAAUGUCGACACGGGCUGCUGGAGUUUCGUCAAGUCGCCCGCCGACAACACCGAAGAUUCUAACUCUACUCCGAAUGACGAAGUUUACGUACACCCUCUCGUGAAGCGUUCGACUUCUAUGCUAAGUGAGAGGAGUCUCGAAAUGUGCACAGAAAGCUUAGGCAGCGAGACCGGAAGUGACGUUAGCGAGAGCAUUGAUGACAUCUCCUUGCUUUCAUUAGAAAACGUUGUUUACAAUUCGAAACCCAGAGAGAGUUCGGCGGCGAGGAUGAAAACGAGCCGUGUCAAGAGCUUUCCGCCUCCGUUGACAUCCAUCAGUGGCUCCAAUGGUGUCAAAGUCAAGUCUCGCAGAGAAGGCGGCCGUUUAGUUCUUGAAGCCGUUACUAGCCCUCCUUGCAAUAGCUACUUCCAUACAGAACGAAGCGAGGGCAGGCUUAGGCUUUCCCUUUUCAAGGACAUCGAUGCCAACGCAAUGUUCGAAGGCAACCAUGAUGAGGAGAAAGACCAAGAGGAGGUCAAACACGACGAAUACGACGGCGAAGAUAACGAAAAUGGUGAAAUUAAUAAUGAAGAAAGUCUGAUAAUGGAGGUGAGGAUAUGGAACGAGAUAGUGGGGGUGUUGGGUCCGAAAUCCGAAACCGAGGUGAAGAAAGUGGGCGUAGGCACAAAGGGUUGUUUAAUUGGCACCCAUUGUUGGUGGGGUGAUUACUUAAAAGCUAAGAGCUGGAAGAUUUCUCUCAACCCUACUAGAGAGAAUUACUAUUAUUGGAUCCCCUAAUUUUUCCCAUUUUCCUACCUUUAUUAUUAAUAAUUUUCUAAUUUUUAGUUAUAUAUUAUGAAGUUAGAGAUUACCGAACCAUGUGUUACCUAAAAUAUGCUGUCGUGGUAGUUAUUAUCGUUUUGGGACCAGACCAUGUC